AUGCUUAGUGCCUUUUUGAAAAAUCUUCAUUCUUUCCCAAAACCAAAUUCCGGGUUCAGAUUUGUGAUAGUCACAGGCAACGAGAGUUGUGACCUGGAUAGCAUUGCCUGCGCAACCUGUUACGCCUACAUAAAAUCGAAGGAGGAUCUAAGCGAUAAAGCCAUCUACAUCCCCUACUGUAAUAUACCUGAAUCUGACCUCGAUUUGCGCACGGAAGCCACAUUCUGGUUGAGAAACUGUCAGAUUGACAAGAAGGACCUGUUUUUCACCGGCAGCUUGGAUUGGUUGUUGACUCCAGAAUACGCAAACAAAUUAUCGGUCAUUUUGGUUGAUCAUUUUCAGAAAGAAUCAGGCAAUGCCUUUAAAUUCUGCCCUGUUGUUGAGAUAAUUGAUCACCACCCUCUUCUAUCAAGUUAUCGAAAACCAGAUACAUGCAAAUACUUUCUGGUCGAGAAAGUCGGUUCCUGUUCCUCUCUUCUAGUCCACGAACUUUUCAAUCGACUUCCGCGAGUGUUGACACCACUAGAGCUUUGUCAACUGUUGUAUGGUGCAAUACUGAUUGAUACUGACGGGCUGUCGCAACAGGCACUAGAUAUUCAGAAGGCGACUCAGAAAGACGUGGAGGCUGUGCGGAAGUUAGAAGCCUUUGCUGGAGCGGAAUUGCUCGCUAAGGGGACCACGAGGGCAACCGUUUACAGCGAGAUCUUGGCGGCCAAAUUUUGUAUCGAUGGUCUUUCACUUUGGGAUCUACUCCGGAGAGAUUGCAAAAAAGUUUUUGCUGGCUCCGAAACCCACCCAGAUAUUGUGUGUUCCACAAUCACAGGAAUGGACUUUAAGGAGCUUUUAGAGCACCGCGAAUUUAGCCAGGAGGCAACUCGAUUUUGUGAGGAGCAGAACGCACGGGUGCUGGUGUGUGUGACGGUCGGACUGACCUCUCUAUGCACUUGCGACCAAUCUCAUGAUGAUCCAAUCGCUACACCGUUACCCAGAGAAUCUCGUCGGGCCGUUGUUGUCACUGCUCCUGCGCAGCAACGCAAUCUCUUGGACAGUUUGUGGGCCUACCUGAUGGCAAAUGCCAAGGAGUUUCUCUUGGACCGCCCUUCGGACGGAAAAUGUAGCUGCAGCAACAGUGGUGGCGAAGUCGAAUCCGGUGUCUAUGUUGCCCUCAUCACUAACAAGGCAGUCACUCGCAAGCAGUUGAUUCCAAUUCUCAUCGACUUCUUGCUCUCCCAGAACCCUACGUCUGUCUCAUCUGGUCUCUCUAAGCGUCCCAGUUGGUGGAAACGUCGCAGCGAUGUGAAAUUGCAUGCUGAGAUGUUACCGAUUGUUCGCACAAACUCUUCGAAAUUGGGCGUCAGGUUCUGUGUUUCCUUUCACCUACGCGGCACUGACGCAAUUGCCAUAUGGGUUGGGGGGAUUGAGGGUUCUCAUGCGCCCAUAACUACUGCUGCUGCCAAUCCUACCGCCUCUGCCUGCCAAUCUGUUUCUGUAUAUGUUUGCAUUCGCGUGACAGCGGUGUGUCACAAAUCGCAAAUCACUGCCUUUGCGCAACGCCCUUGCUGUCAUCCUGUUUCGACUUUCCGUUUGCUCCCCAGGGGUUUUGCCUUCAAGAUUGAAGUUGCCUUCCGAAGUGGAACUUUUCAAACCACUCUGAGGCUUUUCCGUAAGUUGCACAAAACUCGACUUGUUGUCUUUAAGGAUGAUGAUCUCGCUCUUGCACAAACUCGAGCAAAAAUAAACGAGGAAUUUCGCGAAAAUGCGAAUGUAACGGAUCUGGCGAAACUGGAUGAGUCUUCGCUAACUGCUCUCGGUGGUUUCUCUCCACAGCUUUGGAACUUCGGGGAGGAUAUCAAUCGGCUUCUUCGAAAAACGGUUAUUCAAUGUGAAUAUGAUGAGCAGACUGGGCGAUAUAGGUGUCAGCUAGAACACACGCACGCACGUGCGUUUGUUUGGCCCUCCGUGACUGGCCCAGCCGCGGCCAAUGAUCGCGUGCCUAGGCGACUGCGGAUUGAAGGCGAUAUAAAUACGCACAGGACCGAGCAUUGGACCGCGCUGUUAGUACUGAUCUCUCGCUCCGUGCACGUGUAUCUUCUCUCACCUCGUUAUCUAACCAAGUAG
Echinococcus granulosus is the source of this 2118-nucleotide messenger RNA. Its product is annotated as Protein prune. The coding region runs from base 1 to 2118 and encodes 705 amino acids. Gene Ontology annotation, cellular component: cytoplasm. Gene Ontology annotation, biological process: mitochondrial respiratory chain complex III assembly. The transcript has 14 exons. NCBI's taxonomy places the organism in Eukaryota, Metazoa, Platyhelminthes, Cestoda, Cyclophyllidea, Taeniidae. Gene Ontology annotation, molecular function: exopolyphosphatase activity. The record is from RefSeq and is a predicted model, not a curated record.